ACCCAUCUCCAAGGCCGUGAGUGCAGGAAAUAGCCUGUAGUCUGUAUAAGCAGCCCGACUGGAGAUAGGCGUACACUGUCUUUGCAUAAGCCGACAGGCAGGAAUAAAUGUACACACCACUGAAUCAAAGCGACACUUAAUCUUAAUUACAAUCACAUUUUUUAAACUGUUCAGCCUGAAGAAAACAGAUGAUGUUAAGUUAGAUGGUGUCGACACGUGCAUCCGUCUAAGAUCCGGGAAACGAGUCAGCUCCCACCUAGCGCCCUCGUGACCCCACCCCUGCCGGCUCAACAUGUACUCCACCGAGACUGAACACAAGCGCGAAGGUCCCAGUCUGCCCCCCAGCCCCACCGAAGCAAACCCUCUCCACCCCAGUCCGGCUCCUCCUGGACCCCCGAGGUCCCAGCGGCAGUAUGAGCGCAUCGGAGAAUCCACCGGAACCACGUUUAUCCAGACCCUGAUUCACCUGCUGAAGGGGAACAUCGGCACCGGCCUGCUGGGUCUGCCCCUGGCUGUGAAGAACGCCGGCCUGGUGCUGGGUCCAGUCAGUCUGCUGUGUAUGGGCAUCGUAGCGAUCCACUGUAUGAGGCUGCUAGUCAAGUGCUCCAACCGCCUUAGUGAGAGAGUAAACAGACCGUUCCUAAGCUACGGAGAAACGGUGUACACUGGGAUGGAGAACGUGUCCUGGCUGAGAAGACUUGCACCAUGGGGGAGAUGGAUGGUAAAUCUGUUCCUCAUCAUAACCCAGUUGGGUUUCUGCUGUGUGUACUUCGUCUUCCUCAGUGACAACAUCAAGCAGGUGGUGGAGGCAGCCAACGCCACCACCUGGGACUGCCAGGUGAACCCCACCAACCAGACGGCGCUGGCGGGCACGAGCUUUGACUCCCGCGUCUACAUGCUCUUCUUCCUGCCCGCCUUCGUCCUCCUCGUCUUCACCCCCAACCUCAAGUACAUGGCGCCCCUCUCGCUGCUCGCCAACCUGGUGAUGUGCGCCAGCCUGGUCCUCAUCUACUACUACUCCCUCACGAACAUCGAACUCCCAAUCACCUUGCCCUUGGUGGGAAAAGCCAAGGACUACCCGCUCUUCUUUGGCAUGGCCAUCUUUGCCUUCGAGGGCAUCGGAGUGGUCCUUCCCCUUGAGAACAAAAUGCAGAAGCCCGAGGGCUUCGGCAGGGUGCUCUACACUGGGAUGGGAGUGGUCACCUUCCUCUACAUCAGUCUGGGCACAGUGGGGUACCUGUGCUUCGGAGACACGAUCGCUGGCAGCAUCACCCUUAACCUCCCCAACUGCUGGAUGUACCAGAUCGUGAAGCUCCUCUACAGCUUUGGGAUCUUCAUCACCUUCGCCCUUCAGUUCUACGUGCCGGCGGAGAUCCUGAUCCCGCCCGUGGUCGACCGCGUCUCAGGCCAUCGUCGGAGGAUCGCCGUGGGCCUGCUCAUGCGGGCUUUGCUCGUUAUAUUCACCUGUUGCCUUGCGGUGCUGAUCCCAGAGCUGGACCUUGUGAUCUCAUUGGUUGGUUCGGUCAGCAGUAGCUUCCUGGCGCUCAUUUUCCCACCGCUACUGGAGAUGCUGACCUUCCAUACGGACGGGCUCUCACCAUUGGUGAUCACAAAGAACGUGAUCAUCAGCGGUGUGGGCCUGAUCGGGUUUGCCACGGGAACCUACAGCGCGAUCAUGGAGCUUAUCAUACGCAACAACACCCCUCACAGCCAUAACCUCUCCCCCUCCUACAUGCUGCAGUAAACCAUGGCAUGGAAAGGGGUUUGAAAGGGUGGGGACCUUUACAAACUCAAGCCAGCCAAUUUUAUUAGCCGGAUCACAACUCAUUUUAUCUGUUGGUUAUUGUGUACAAAACUGCUGGAUUUUUUUUUAAUUGUGGUGGUUUUAUUGCAUAGUUUAUUUUUAUCAUUUUAACGCUGUAAAACGACAUGAACUGGUCCCAGGUCCAAUAGUGCAAUGCUUAAAUGGAAAUGUUUCAUGCCAAAUACAUUAGCUAAAUAUAGAUUAUAAAUACAUUUUGAUGCAUUUAUUCUUUAGCAGUAUGAUUUGUUUUUAGUUACUUGACUUUUAAACUUUGUACUGUAACACAUGAGAGUCAAAAUGUGAUGUACCUCACACAGUUCUAUCAUAACCCCAUAUUGGUCAUGCUAUGAACAUGACUAAUAUGGUAGUUUGAACUUUACAACUCAUAUCAAACUUUCUAUGUUUUGUUAAUACUGCGGACGAUUUUUGACCUUCCCCCCUCGUAUUUUCUUGUUGCACUUUGAAUCAAGUCCGUUUUCUUUUAUGGAGUGUCCUCUAUUCGUACGCAGGACAUCUUGUGUAAAAAACAGAAUCAAACAUGCUAAAGUAAAUUUAGUUUGAUGUUUUUAAAUGAACAGUAAAGAAAUGAUCAAAGAUUUUAUGUAUCGAGGCCGAUGAACACUAGCCUGGUUCUACCAGACUCUUGUACUUCACUUCAUUUCAUUUCAUUUGUACAGAGAGUCUGGACCUAAUCAAUUGACAAACGUUAACUCACUUGAAGGCGGGUGUCUGUUUAAAAUGAUUGGAUCUGCCCAGUGCCACUCUGGAUCUGCCAUAACCAAUCGCUAACGUUUGGUUGUGACGUAUGUCAUGCGCCGGGAAUCACGCGCAGGUUGUACACAAACCAAACACCUUGCGCCUCUGCACGAAAAUGUCCGUCAACGACAGCUACAGGUUUUGUUCGUCGAAUUUAAUUUAUCAGGGAAAAAUUGCACACUGUAAAUCAACUACCGAACUACAACAACAACUCAAACUGGCGCACGACUUUAUCGCCAUUGUUCUCAGUUCGCUGAUUGGGCGCCGCUGUGGCGGCCCCAGAAAACCAAAUUACAUACAGCAGGUCCAGACCUAGUACUGAAGGGAAAUUCAAAUUGAGCGGAAGUACUUAGGCGGGCGGAGCCAGGCUAGAUGAACACCAUAACAAAGAUGUAUUUUGUCAAAUUAAUUUGCCUUUGUACGUUGAAUUGUUAUUUUUUUAACCCAAUUUGAUGGGUUCAUGUUUUUGUUUUAUUUCCGAUUUUUAUUUUGUUUUAAAGAAUUUUAAAACAUACCAAACCAAAUUUGUUAUCAAUUGUUGGUGUGGGCAUCAUUUUAACAGCAGUUAAUUUUUUUUUUAUCUCUGAUGUUGUGCUGCUGGACCGAAAUGGGAAAGCUUAUUAGCCUUCAUAGAGAAAGUGCCUCCAGUCAAACAUACACCUAGGUAGUAACUGCCAACGCCACUUAUUAAGGUUAGCCAACAUUUAUUAAGGUUAGAAGUUAGUUAUAAAUGUUUUAUGGUAGGCCUUUACAUUCUGCAUUCUCUGACAGUUUUUAAACCACACAAUACCAUUUAAAUCCAGGCUAAUUGAUGAUUCAGUACGGUAAUAGAAGCUGGAAGGUCAAGGAUGUGGUUUUUAUAUUAAAAGUGGGAACCUCUUUUCAAUGUAGAUCAACUGCUGAGUGCAUUACCAAGGAAGCUCCUUCCAUCCAUACUGGCUUGAACCUUUUGCUUUAAAUUGCAGUUGAAAAUAGUAUAAGUCAUUUUUUUUUUUUAUAUAUACACAUAGUUGGUGUUAAUACUAAAUAGUUUAGUGUUCAGUGUAUUUUUGCAAUUUGAAUAGAAUGUAUUUCCUUUUUCUGUCAUGCACAGCAAUGUAGAGCAUAGGGGGAUGGCAUCCUAACGGAGCCUUUCGCAUACCAAACCGGAAACAAAAACGGAAGCAAAACAAAGAAAAACUAAUCUUGCCACUAGGCUAAUAUAAGGUGCUAAAUAUAUUAAUAUAAUAUGUAUUUGACGUAAUUGAUAAAACAACAUGAUAUAAAACGUAUUCAUUGUUAAUUAAUUAUGUUAAAUCUUUGUGACAGACUUUAUGGCUUGUAAUCACACUCACACCUGGUGGUAAAAUAGGGUCCUGUAAUUAUCAUCAUGGAAACAAAAUGCUUAAAUUUAUUGGAAUCACAUGGCUGUGGCUCCUGGUUGUGGCGCUCAAACACCCCAUACCUCCACGGUGCUUUUGCCUCCACAUGAUCUGUCUAAAGGGCAGUGGUUUUCCUAUAAAGAAAACAUUUGUAUAUAAAAAAUCAGAUGACAUCUAAAGAAACUCCCUUGAUAAAACCGAAGCUUUUUUAUGUAUUCUCUCUCUCACUUUCUCUCGCAUAUUCAUUCUGACAAUCCCUACGUCCUUAACUUGGGGAAUACAUGCGUUGUUUAAUAGAGGGCAGAUUAUACUGUGCCAUAUAAGUAUUUGAGUUGAUUGAGGUUUUUGUAUCUUUCAAUGAUAUUCAAGUAAAGGCAACCAUUGAUUCAAUUUCAAGAGUAGAACUCAGUAUUAUGAAAUGUUUCUGUAAAAUAUACAAACUAUAAGAUAAUAAGCGAGGCUUCUUGUAUAUGUGUAAGCAGUGUCAAUUGAAACUGCUUCUGUGUAGCCUUUUUUUGCUGCAAAUGCUUCAUUGGCUGAAUGGGAUUGUAUUCAAAUAAAGAACCAUUUACGGUAAAUAAUUUUACAUACUUUUGCGGAUGACUUGUGACCAUCACUGUAUUUUCUCCACUAAUUUAUUUUGUACUACAUCACAAGUUCUAAUGUCCUGCACCUGAAGCAGUUAUUUGUUCAAUGUGCCGACACCAUUAGCAAGUUAAUAAAGAUACAUCAAUUGCAGCCAGUGUCCUCACUUUCUGUGUUAAGAUUUGCAAAUUAAAAGCUGGAUAAACUUGGCAACAAAGGGCAAAACUGUACCCCC
Messenger RNA from Gadus chalcogrammus (walleye pollock), 4741 nucleotides. It is a transcript of the gene slc36a1, whose product is annotated as solute carrier family 36 member 1. The transcript is spliced from 12 exons. Gene Ontology annotation, biological process: glycine transport; proline transmembrane transport; proton transmembrane transport. NCBI's taxonomy places the organism in Eukaryota, Metazoa, Chordata, Actinopteri, Gadiformes, Gadidae. Bases 293 to 1744 code for a protein of 483 amino acids. Gene Ontology annotation, molecular function: L-alanine transmembrane transporter activity; glycine transmembrane transporter activity; amino acid:proton symporter activity. The record is from RefSeq and is a predicted model, not a curated record. Gene Ontology annotation, cellular component: vacuolar membrane.